Messenger RNA from Asparagus officinalis (garden asparagus), 1417 nucleotides. Its product is annotated as polygalacturonase inhibitor-like. Gene Ontology annotation, molecular function: protein binding. Bases 243 to 1301 code for a protein of 352 amino acids. The record is from RefSeq and is a predicted model, not a curated record. The transcript has a single exon. Lineage: Eukaryota; Viridiplantae; Streptophyta; Magnoliopsida; Asparagales; Asparagaceae.
CGUGCUAGAGCAGAUGCCGGUCUCGCCUACGCCCCAAAAUAUUCUAGCGGUCCCCGGUUGGACUUCUUCUCCCUUCCAAACAGGCGGCUGAAGGCCGCGUCCGUCCCCGAGUUAGAAAGACCAAUAUGAAUUCAAGUACCGAGAGCUACUACUUUUCAGCAAUUCCCCUCCCUGCCGAAUUAUUAAAAUAGUGGCAUAAAUUUGUCUUAAAGCAUAAACUCCCCACAAACAAAGAAACAACCAUGUCUCGAUUCUUCGUCUUGGCCCUCGUCCUCAUCCUCACCGCAGCACUCUCCUCCGCCUGCAACCAACAGGACCUAACCGCCCUCCUCGCCAUCAAGAGCUCCUUCCCUCCGAACUCCUUGCCCAAUUCAUGGACAGCCUCAAUCGACUGCUGCGCUUGGGACUACAUCGAAUGCGACGACACAACCGGCCGAGUCAUCACUCUCUCAAUCUCCGACAACAAGUACAUCAAAGGCUCAAUCCCUUCAUCAGUCACCAAACUCUCCGCUCUCCAGACCCUUAGCUUCAGCAACCUCCCGGGUCUCUCGGGCUCCAUCCCAACCUUCAUCGCUCAACUCCCCACUCUCAGUUCCAUCCAGUUCAGCCAACUCCCUGGACUCACCGGCCAAAUCCCAUCCCAGCUCUCCAAGUUAACUGGCCUCCAGUUCUUUACUAUAUACAAGACCAAACUCUCUGGCCCUAUUCCUUCUUUUCUUUCUGCCUUCACUGGCCUCAAAGAGCUUGAAAUCGCUGGAAACAGCUUUGUCGGUACAAUACCGUCAUCGAUAGGAAAUCUUGUUAACCUGACUUCAAUUGAUUUGUCAAGCAACCAACUUACAGGAGCCAUACCAGAUUCUCUCUUCAGCAAACUUAGAGGAUCGUUGGCGGACCUUGAUCUUUCUGGUAAUACACUGAAAGGUCCGAUCCCUAAAUCCUUCGCAAAUAUUGAUUUCACUAACAUCAAUCUGGGGAGUAAUCAGCUCGAUGGCGAUGCUUCGUUUUUGUUCGGCGAGUCAAAGACGGUGAACCAGAUAAUACUGUCGAAAAAUAAGUUCGCGUUCGAUUUAACUAAUGUGAAGUAUUCCCAGAAUCUGCAGUAUUUGGAUAUGAGCCAUAAUAAAAUUUUUGGGAGUAUAUCGAACGAGAUCACAAACUUGACGAAUCUUGGAUACUUGGAUGUGAGUUAUAAUGAAUUGUGCGGGAGGAUUCCAAGCGGGGGUAGUUUUCGUCAGUUUGAUGCGAUGUUCUUCGCCAAUAAUAAGUGUCUCUGUGGAGCGCCGCUGCCUCCGUGCAAGUAAACGCAAAUUGGGUUUUAGUGAAUAAGUUGCGCGUCCUGAUAAUUUCUCUGAAGUGUAUUGAUGAAUAGGAGAAAAUUGCUGGUUACCCAAUAAUGAUAUAUGCUAUGGUUUGAAAU